CUUGAGUUUUGUAUGGUCGGGUCACAAUUUGCCAGGUGUAGGCGCUGGGUGCAUUGCAUUGCCAUCGUCUAACACAUUUGCGCUUUGUGGCGGAGGCGACAAGACACGGCGAUCAGCUCUGCUCGGUGGCAAAUUAUCAACGCCCAACCCUCACUUCCCCCCUUGCUCGCCUCCGUGAAAAAGUAGUUGCCGUCAUCAUGGAGUGGGAAGCGCAAUGCCUCGAGUGCGACGAAGUGCUGGACGACGACGAUUUCAUGAGUACGCAGGAAUCCGAGACGAGCGAGAUGCUCGGACUCCUCGUGUCCGACGCGCCCUGGACAGUCGAGCUAUCGUUCGAGGAGCAAACUAUGGUGGCACUGGAAGACCGUGACGUGGACGCUGUGUACCGCGCCAUGCUGCGCCAGGAACUCCUACGACCGGACUUCUCUAAGCAGUACGAGUACCUCAAAUACCGUCGCGUGCUUGUCGACUGGAUGGCCGAAGUAGGGGAGACGCAUCUGCGUAUGCGCAAAGAAUACGUACACGCCGCUGUGGGAUAUCUCGAGAAAGUGUUAGCACGCGACGCGCCAUUGCCACGCAAAGACCGAUUUCAGUUGCUGGCACUCAGCUGCCUACGCGUGGCGCUCAAGUUUCUAGGCACGGAUGAGGAACUGCCUCCCAUGGCCGAGUUCUGGGAGAUGGGGAACCGAAUGUACUCGCAUGAGGAGAUCAGCGAUGCCGAGGCAGAUAUUUUCCAAAAGUGCGUGAGGAAAUUUGUUCGUCAUGCAACGGCUGGGAGUUUUGCCAAGGCACACGAGUAUUUUUAUUUUGCCUGUUACGGUGCUAAAUUUUGCUUUGCUCGUGUACAGAUUGGGCUGGAAUCUCACCAUGGUGACCCCGCUGCACUUCUUGCAACAUUAUAUGGGUCAGACCGUCUUGUUUGCCGAUGACCAACUGCUGGGAUCGGAGCUGGUGGAUGAAGCACACGGAUACUACUGCAAAUACGCCGAGUUUUUCGUGGAUCUGGUAUUGCAGGAGUACUCGCUGCAGGUAUAUCGACCGUCCGUUCUAGCUGCGAGUGUACUGGUGGCAUCUCGGAAGGCGCUUGGGGUGACCCCACUAUGGAGAGACGAGCUGUCGGUGCUCACGGGUUACGACGAGAAACAGGUCGCACCGUGCUUUCAAGCUCUCUGGGAACACUUCGAAGCGACCUUCGGUCCUCGAAACAAAAAUAUCUACGAACGGGACGACUCUCCUUCCGGCGUGACCGAGUUCUGAGGUCUACGUGGUUGUCGCUCCAUUUUCUCGAGAUCGAAAGAGGAGCAAAUACUAUAGUUGUUAGGACGUAGUCAAGUAUUUAUGUCGCUGGCUGGCUACUCCCAGCUAUGUGAUUGGGUUAGCUUCGAUCCAAACCCGAUAACCAUGGCCAGGAGUGGCUAGCGUAGGCGCUAGCGUACGUGUGAGUUCUCUCCAUGCGUCAUUCAGUACUUUUACAAGCAUUGAUUCAAUAAAGAUCCAAGGAUGCCAUCAAACAAUA
Phytophthora nicotianae INRA-310 is the source of this 1516-nucleotide messenger RNA. RefSeq lists its product as hypothetical. Gene Ontology annotation, cellular component: cyclin-dependent protein kinase holoenzyme complex; cytoplasm; nucleus. The transcript has 2 exons. The coding region runs from base 198 to 929 and encodes 243 amino acids. Gene Ontology annotation, molecular function: cyclin-dependent protein serine/threonine kinase regulator activity. The record is from RefSeq and is a predicted model, not a curated record. Lineage: Eukaryota; Oomycota; Peronosporomycetes; Peronosporales; Peronosporaceae. Gene Ontology annotation, biological process: mitotic cell cycle phase transition; regulation of cyclin-dependent protein serine/threonine kinase activity.